This is a messenger RNA of Dujonia railenensis, 717 nucleotides long. The record is from the annotation of a GenBank genome assembly. Lineage: Eukaryota; Fungi; Ascomycota; Pichiomycetes; Serinales; Debaryomycetaceae.
AUGUCCUGUGAACACGAACACAGUCAUAGCCACGGUGGCCACGGUAGUGGAGCAGGCGGUCACGACCAUAGCCAUGUUGCACCAAUUCCUACCAAUUCGGCACAAUCGCUUUGGCGCAAGAUUGACCACCCACACAUUACUGCAUUGAGCAUGCUGAACCCAAGAGAAGAAAUUCAGAAGUUGUUUAAAAGCCCAGAGGAUAGAUAUUCCACCAAGCCUGUAAUUAAAUCGGAUUGUGAUGCACAGCUAAUCAUCCAUAUACCAUUUGUUAAUUGCAAUGUGAAAUUGUUCUCUAUAAUAAUUAGAAGUAACGGAGAGAGUUAUUGCCCCAAGACGAUAAGACUUUGGAAAAAUGAUGCCACCAUUGACUUUGACUCGGCGGUAUCUAAGAGACCUCUUUUUACAAUUGAGCACCCUCAAGUAGGAUUGGCUGACUUCGAAGCGGAAGAUGACUUGGAUGAUGUAGUUGAAUCAGAGAGUACUUUUGUAGAGCACUUUUUGCCCAGGCACGUGCUCACGGGUGUGCAACAUUUGACUAUAUUUGUAGAAGACAUACAUGGAGAUGAAGAAGAGCUGCAUUUACAUAGUAUUGAAUUGCGAGGAGAGUUUACAGAGCUAACGAAGGAUCCUAUAAUCACACUUUAUGAGCUGGCUGCCAAUCCUGCUGACCAUAAAAACCUAAAUGCAGAGGAAGCUCCAAAUUACAGCUCUGUGUGA